Molecule: messenger RNA, 681 nt
Organism: Oikopleura dioica
Lineage: Eukaryota; Metazoa; Chordata; Appendicularia; Copelata; Oikopleuridae
Source: the annotation of a GenBank genome assembly
AUGAAAGUCUUUACCAGUUUGAUUUUAGGCUCCUUUUUCGACCGGGCCCAAUCCACAACCACUUUUACCCCCGUCCAAGGAAUUGCUAAAACUGCAUUCGAAGGAGAGAUUCGAUGCAGAAAACUUGGAGGUCAUCUUGCUUUCUUCCGAAAUGCAGCUGAGUUCGAGGAUUUCAACGAAGCAACAGGCCACGGCGGUAGCAAUCACUGGAUCGGUGUCCAGCAAAUUGGAUCCUCAUCAACCUUUAAGAACGUUGACGGAACAACACCAUGGCUGAAUUGGAACAACGGCGAGCCAAAUAACUCAGAGGAACGAUGUGUUGAGCUAUACGUUCAGCCGGGUGAUGAACCUGCUGUUAUGAACGAUAAAUCAUGCUCCGCCAGCAGAUUGUAUAGUUGCCGAAUCGACGAUCCCCCAACUUGCGCAGACAUCGAGCCUAACUGUAACGCGUCAAAUUGCGCGACGGGCGGUUUCGAACAAAUGUUUUGCCCAAAGACAUUUGGGCUCUGCGACACUUGGACGCCUCAAACCAUCGGUGAUUUAACCUUUUUGGAUAAUUGGACUUCUGAAACCUGUGUUGACAAAAGCCCGGCUUGCGAAGGGUGGGCAAGUCGAAACCAAUGCAUGGUUAAUCCAGUGUACAUGCUGAAAAAACUGCCCUGUCAGUUGCAAGCAAUGUGA